AUGGAGCACGAUUACGAUCGCAAGUUCGAGGAGAUGAAGAAAUACAUUCCGUUUUUAGAGAGCAUGAUCAAAAGAUUGGAGAGCAACAGCUCCGCGUCAGGAAAUCCUAGAGAGGCGCAGCUGGCUAAAAUCCGAUCUCUGAGAGAUCUUCUAUUGGAUAAGAAGAAAAGAAUGAAAAUGGAGAAUUUGCUGAAAUGUGAACAAGUUCUGGUUAAUUUGUAUGCGAAAGUUGAACAGAGGGACUGCUUAUCCAAUAUGAAGAAUGACAUAGAUACCGCCCUUGGCACAGAAAAUCCAGAAUUGAGUUUGGUGCGUAAUAAGCUUAAAAAUGUUGCAUCACAUUUAAAAGACCAAGAAACAUUACCAGAAAUUGCAAGGGCAAGCAAGAUAGAAGAAGCCUGCACAGCUGGUAGCAAAGAACCAGCUCUAUUUCAAAGACGACCUAACAAGACCUCCGUAACUCCCCCUCCGUCUUCUUUUAACAAUAGUAAAAGUUCGCCAACAUUAGGGAACCGAAAUUACACUCGUGUUCUUAUGUCUCCUGACCAUGACACAAACUGGCAAGAAGAUAUAGAAUCGGGCAAACCGUUAUAUAGUAGAAGAUCACCCCGAAGGACUCCCCGAAAGUCGCCACGAAGGCGCUUGUCACCACAUCAUAGAAAAGAAAGAAAUACGUCCACCAAUCAACCACAGAUAACAAACGAACUUAAAGAUUUAAAUAUAACUCUUAAGGUCCCGGAAGAAAGUUUAAAUUCCCUAAAUACGAAAGAUAUUCUUCCCAGAAUUAUGAAAUGUAGUGAUAAUGAUGUCGAUAUUGAUACAUUACGUGGAUUAAGAACACAGAUUCUGUCCGAAUUAAAACAAAUUAAAGCAAACAAAGAUGACAUAUCUGAUUUAAUACUAAAGUCUUACAAUAACAAAAAAGAAUUCAGAAAGAAGAAGAAGGAGGAGGUUGAAGAAGGGGAAUUGUCAGAUAGCGAAAGUGAAAUUAUAGAAAGCGUUUACGGUAGCUUAGUAGUAGUGGAUAAAGAUCAAAAUAAUACAAGUAUUACAAAAAAAUCGGAUUAUAAAGAUCAAGACUCUAGAAAAAUUCAAAUCUGUUUAGUGAUUAAUUCAGAAAAGGAAGGGCGAAACCAAACUGAUAGAGCCAAAGACAUAAAUGUUCAAAAUCCUAUUAUUGACGAAUCAGAAUUUGAAUCAUUUACAAAGAGCUCUGAGGUGGCUAAACAAAACUGCGAUAAUAAAGAUGAUAGUGUGCCCGAUAAAGAAAACCAACAAGGUGUCUCGAAGGAAGUAGAAAGCAAAUUGCAAAUGGCUGUCUCUGUUGUUAACUCUGUUUCUAAAUUGAGUACAAAAUGUGAGGAAUCUGAAAAAUCGAAAAAUAAUGAAUUGGAAUCUUCUGAAUCAUUCACACCAAACUUCUACAAACCCGUUUUAAAUGUAGAAAACUCAAAAAAGACAUCAACGGAAGAAUUAAAUAUAGACAUUGAACAAAAUAAGGGUAAAGAUAAAGACGAUUCGGCCAAACACCAGCAAGUUGAAAUACCGUUACUGGAUUUGGAAGCUUCUGCAAAACAAGAAGUAGUUCACGAAAUUGAUAUAUUACAAGCAUUGAAAAACGAAAUUUUGAGUGAACAAAUAUCUGUAGCUGACCCUGGAACUGUGACACCUCCAUUGCAUCAACCAAAAGUUACUAAAGUGGCUAAUAUGCAUGGAAUGAUAUCGAAGAAAAGAAUUUCUAUCGAAAAGUAUAAAGAAAAAACAACUGCUUCUUCGAAACCUUCGCUGUUUACAAAUGAAAUUAAGGACAACUCAUUAAAAGAUGACCUUUUGAGGAAACAAAGUAUAAAACUAACUGAAAAAGAAUAUGAGCGAUUUAAAUUAUCAAACAAAUUAUCUUUUGAUGAAAGUUCUGAAGAUGAGAUCCGCGUG
Messenger RNA from Iphiclides podalirius (scarce swallowtail), 1932 nucleotides. The record is from the annotation of a GenBank genome assembly. NCBI's taxonomy places the organism in Eukaryota, Metazoa, Arthropoda, Insecta, Lepidoptera, Papilionidae.